GAACUCUGAAACUGUUUAGUAUGAGAAUUUGUUGGAAUUUGUAAGCUGCGCUUAUCUGGACUAUGCAUCUCUGGUCUCCAGUGUGGACUUCGUGUGAUCUCUCAUUGUGUGUGUGUGCUCAAGGUGUCGAGCAGUGAGGCUCAAUGCACUAAACAGAACAUGAGUUCGAAUCUUGAUGGAAUCAGAAGAACACAAUGCCUUUUUCUGAAAAAAAGGGUUGCCAGAUGCUCAACAAACAUUGUGGCAUGCCACAAGCAGCAAGUGUGACAUCACAGUGCAAGCAUCACAGAAUGAUUAUUUUGGGCGAGUCGUCUCUUGGUGGCAUGCUGCACACAUGACAUUUCUGGAGGGAGGCGUUUUUGGCUGGCACGGCAGGAAAAAGAGGGGUAGCUCUGCCGGAUAGACGAGGGGGGCAGUAAUGGCUGCACCUGCUUCUCUUCGUCUGCGGCUUUUGAGACCCGACAAAUAUGGGCCUCGGUCAAUCCCUCUGCUGCGGGAGAGCACGCUGAUUGGUCGUGAUGUGUCGGCGGAUGUGACAGUUGAUAGUGUUGUUCAACCGGGAUGUAUAAGCCGCCGCCAUGUUGAAAUUGUGCGCGUGUCUCGUGAAGAUGGAGCUGUGCUUAAGGUUGUUGACCUUGGUGGGAGAAACGGGGUAUUUGUAUGUGACGGGAGAACUUCUGCCAAGGGGCAGGGCGAUGCUGGUGGCACAGCCCAGGUCGACGGAGAGCGGGGGGGGGGAAGGGCAGUCUUGGUGGAAGGAGGGAGUGGAUUGCCAUCGGAGUCUGGGGGCAAGCCAAAAUUCAGGCGUGUUCGAGGAGAAACCUAUUUGCAUGUCGGUGCACAGAUCAAGAUUGUCGAAUACUGCUGGGUACUUGAGAUUGCCAGUGAUGGGAAUUCCCCUGUCCAGCUGGAGACGGAGAAGAUUGAGGACGGUUGGAAAAUGUUGGGAGAAAUUCGGCUGAACGAUGAUGGACAAAGGUCUUCGGCAGUUGAUGACUUGGGUGAGAGACACGACGCUGGUAAAAAGCUGCAACGUGGAUGUGCUGAUUCUCGAUGUGUGGAUGAGGACGUUGGCGAAGCUGCGGAUUGCAACUUGGAAUUGGAGAAGGCCGUGCAGGUUUUUGAAAAGGUUCUGUUGAAAAGACUCAAUGAAGGGCUGGACAGCCCUGGUAGGGCUCAUUCGGGGUUGCCAAAUGAACGGCGCACGGUUCAGGAGGUGGGGGUAACAAAAAUUAAAGAGGUGGAUGGUUCAACUAUUGAGAGAGUAAUCAGAGUUGUGGAGAAGUUGCGCAGCUGCAUGGAAAUUGAUGAUGGGUUCGGAGGUAAGCACUUGGGGAGGAAUUCUGACUCAUUCUGUGAUGCAGAGAGGGAUGCACUCGCAAGCAAGGAUAAUGUCAGAGGCACUUCUCACGAUGCAUUAUCAUUGUCCUGUGAGGUGGGGGCUGGAGAAAACGUCCCUCGAAGCGGUGCAAAGAUUGUAUCGGCCGAGAAUGGAGUGGAGGGUCAGGGAAAAUCACAAGGGAAGCAUGGUGCUAUUGGUGGGGGUGAUUCACUUCAGCCAUGCCAUAACACUGGUCGCGAUCCGGAGAAGUCUGUUAAUGAGCACUCAAACGAGCAGGCGGCGAAGAUGAAGAGGUUGGAGGAGGAGAUGAAGAGAGUACAACAAGAGGAGGAAGAAAGAAGAAAAGUUGCUGAAGCAGAAGCGACAGCAGAAGAAGAGAAAGAGAGAAUGAGAAUUGAGAGUGGAGAAGGGAGCAGUGGUGGCACGAUGAAGUGGGAGACAAAUACUGAGCUGGAGAAGAAGAUCAGCGAGUGGGUCGCUAAUUUAUCGUUGGGGGAAGACGAGGAGGCGGAGUCAUAUGUGACUAAGGAUGAGAAGGCUGCGCUGGCCGCWGAGCUAGCAGCCAUGACGGACCCAAUGGAACGAAGAGAGAGGGAAGAUGAGCAAAAGUUAGCAUGGAAGCUGAGAAUGAAGAGGGAGAAGAAGAGGAGGAGAGAGGAAGUGAAUAAGAUAACAGCAGCAGUGGCAAAGGUGCAGGAGUGUAGAGCGGAGGUGCUGGCCCAGCCAGAUGAUAAGGCCAAAUGGGACAAGGUACUGGGCUACCUAGAAGUGUUGAGCAAGGCCUGGAUGGAGGAGCGCCAGGCAAGCUGGAGCCAAGAUGUAGCGUUGAGUGCCAUGCGGUCUGGUUUCAGGGAUUUUGCGAGCGAAAUCGUCACCCACAUUGGGGGCGAAGUCAAGCAGUUGAGGGACAAUGUAGGGAAGUUUUGUGAGGGCGCCAUUCAGGGUGCCAAAACUGCAGCCGCUGUGGAAGGAGAGGCCAGACCCCUAGUCUAUCUAGAUGAUAUUCUCGUUUUUAGUAAGAACCUCCAAGAGCACCAGGGUCAUCUGAGGCAGGUCUUGGAGAAGCUACGAGAGGCUAACCCCAAGAUCAACGCAAAGAAGUGUGAGUGGGCCAAGACACAAGUUUUGUACUUGGGCCACGUGUUGGCUGGAGAUGGCAUUAAGCCAGAGGAUAGCAAGAUAGCGGCGAUUAGAGACUGGCCGACGCCCCGCACAUUGACAGAGUUGCGGUCGUUCCUAGGCUUAGCUAACUACUACAGGAAGUUCGUGAGGAACUUCUCCACUAUCGCUGCCCCCUUGGGCAGACUGCUAAAGAAAGAGGCAAUCUGGCAAUGGGACAAAGACUGUACGUCUGCGCUCAAGAAGUUAAAGCGCACGUUAAUAGAAUAUCCUGUCCUCAAAGUAGCAGAUCCGUCCUUGCCAUUUGUCGUUACCACGGACGGAAGUCAGUAUGGGAUAGGCGCCGUGUUGCAGCAAGACGACGACAAUGGCUAUAGACCCGUAGAGUUCAUGUCAGCGAGGAUGCCCUGUGAGAAGGUUGCUACCUCCACGUACGAGAGGGAACUCUACGCUCUCAGGCAGGCUUUAGACCAUUGGAAGCACUAUCUGCUUGGGAGGCACUUCAAAGUGUAUUCUGACCAUGAGACACUUCAUUGGCUAAAGACACAGGCCAAAAUUACACCUAAGUUGACUAGGUGGGCCGCAGAGAUAGACCAAUUCGACUUUGAGCUCAAGCCAGUAAAGGGCAAAUACAACGUAGUUGCGGAUGCUCUGAGUAGGAGAUCAGACUACUUUGGAGCCGUAGUACACUAUCUGGAUAUAGGGAGAGACCUGCAGGAGAAAGUGAAGCAAGCAUAUGCGCAGGACCCUAUCUAUAGUGACCUCCUAAAGAGAGUUAGAGAGGCCCCAGAGACUGAACCAGAUUACCGCACUACAGACGGGUUGCUGUUUGAGAAGACUAAUGUGUUUGACCGCCUGUGCGUCCCCAAUAGCGAAGAGAUCCGCAGUUUGAUUUUAGGGGAAUGCCACGAUACUGAAGGGCAUUUCGGUUGGCAAAAGACAUUAGCCAACCUGAUGCGUGCGUAUACCUGGMCAGGGAUGAAGAMYGACUGCWYAGAGUAUGUCCGCAGUUGUAAAGUGUGCCAGAGGAAUAAGUCUACUACACGCGCGCCCCUAGGUCUUCUCAGACCCUUGCCUAUUCCAGAUCAGCCGGGAGACUCAGUGUCCAUAGACUUCAUGGACACGCAAGUCAAGAGCAGACAUGGUAAGAGCCAAGUCAUGGUCAUAGUCGACCGUUUUAGUAAGUAUGCAGUUUUUGUUCCUUUGCCUGCAGAGGCACGUACAGAUUUAGUAAUAGAGAAGUUCUUUGACUUUUGGGUUAGUGAGAAUGGAAUCCCAUUGUCAAUAGUUAGUGAUAGAGAUACUCGUUUCACCAGCCAGAACUGGCAAGAACUCAUGAGAGUCUACGGAUCUAAGUUGUUAAUGCCGUCCGGCCGUCACCCAGAAACUAACGGUCAGACAGAACAGAUGAACAAGAUCCUACAGCAAGUUCUGCGCAUGUACAUUAGACCAGAUCAGAUUAACUGGGAUGAGAUGUUGCCUAAGGUAGCUAGUGCAUACAACAACAGCGUGCAUCUAUCCACCUGCCGCACUCCCAAUGAGUUGCACAAGUCCUUUAGACCGCGCAGACCGUUCGAAGGACUGAACCGGGAUCAGAUUCACAGAUUACCGCCCGGUACCAGGGAAUUUGCGAUACAGCACGAAAAGGAGCUAGCCACUGUUGUAGAGAACCUUCGGAAGGCCCAGCACAGAAUGAUAGAGCAGGCUAACAAGCACCGUCGCCCAUCACAGUUUCAAGUAGGCGACUUAGUCUGGGUCAAAGCAAAAGAGUUUGCACCGGAAGAAAACAUCUCGCAGAAGUUACUGCCUGCAUAUAGAGGACCGUGGCCGGUUCUAGAAGUCAAGGGCGGAGAGGAUGGACCGUCCUACAGCAUUGAGAUUCCAGCACACCUCCACACAUACCCUGUGUUUCAUGCUUCAAAGCUGCUGCCGUGUGUCACAAGUCAACAGUUCCCUUCCAGGAGAUCCAUGAUCCCACCGGAUAUGGAUGGAAGCUAUGACAUAGAGGGCAUUGUAGAUGAGGAUGUGUUUAGGACAGGAGGUAGAGGUCGUCCCCAGAAACAAUAUAAAGUCCGGUUUGCCUAUCAGGAACCAGAAGACGACCGCUGGUUCACGAAAGCAGAACUUCUAGAGACUGCUCCCGACAUAGUCAGAGCCUAUGAGCGUGACAAGAAAGGUAAAGGAACCGGAAGACGACCGCUGGGUGCAAGCACGGAGAGGGAAAUAGAGCAACACGGCGCCGCCUGGACAGGGGACCCUGGCAAAUCACAUGGACAUGAUGUACUCUUAUCUGGCACCAAGCGAAGCCAUCCACCUGAGUGCCUGACCGACGAAGACACAGCGCAAAGACCUGCGAAAAGGGGAAAGAGAGAAGGUGCUCUAUGUCCUCGUCAGAAUGAUGCGCCUACUGCCCUGUCCGGUUAUACUGCAGCACGUGUGGCAGAAAAGGUAUCAGCCAGUAAGGAAAGCUUAAUGAUAGACUGGGUGCCACCUCUGUGUCCCAAGGAGGAAAAUGAUCCAGGUGCCAAUGAUAAUCAGCUUGGCGGCCGGGGCGGAAUGCAGCUCUCGACUAUGGCUGGUGCUGGAGGAACAGAAGCCCACACGCAAUGUACACCUUUGAGGAGGCUUUGUGUCCCAUCUGGGCCCAGCUAUGCGGAGGCCCGUGGUCAGGUAAAAGCAACAGAAGGUUUUUCAAUCCCUCCUCACGCAGAGGCUGCUGUACAUCUGCAGUCCAAUGAACGACAGCAGCAAGGUAAUGGUGGUGAUAGCAUGCAUCCCAAGACAGCGCUGUUGCCAAACCAGAACCCAUUGAACUUCCGUCAUCAGUCUCAUGGGAAGUGGCCAGUAGGUUCUACGUCAGGAAUGGUGCAAUCUGGUUCUGGACAGAUCCCGGCAGGCGGCGCAAUAAAUCCUUGUCUCCUUCGACCUUCCCUUGCUGCCACUUUCGACCAUUUGUCGUCCGUGUUUGUUCCAGCAAACGGCGCUUCCUCAGCUGUGGGCGAUAACAGAGCAAUGCAGUCGGGUGAUUCAGCCUAUGUUGCUGUGUCAACUAGGCCGGCUGCUGCAGACCACCAGGUUGGUCCAUCUCAGCCAAAGACAAGGGGGGUUAAACCAAAGGGAGCUGGAGCCAGGGCUGCCCCAAAKAAGCCCAGGUCGCAGGUGCCGCCUCGCAGGAGCCGAAAGUUAGAAGCAGCCACUGCGCCGAAGGUCUCGGACCAACCAGAUACUGUGAACAAUAGCAGCAUUGGUGGCGAAGCAGUAGCUUGUUAUGCUGAUGGCUCGGUGGUUGCAGCUGCGGGUUCAUUGAAGCAACCAGAGGACCGUGGUGCUGCUGCCAAUAACAACUCCACCAAGGCAGAGAAGAAGCAGGGAAUGAAGGAGGCGAAGAGUCCAGCUGCAAGGCGCCCACGAUCACAGAUAAACAGGCGAAACAAGAAAGAGGAAGUUACUGCAGAUGGGACUGUGGAAAGUGAUAAUGCUCCCGAGGACAUCAAGCAGAAGAUUGUUGGAGCCGCAACUGGGGCCUCGUUGACAUACAGCUCAUCAAUGCCAAGUCCAUCGUUGGCUGGGCCCCAAAAGACCCAUCUUUCAGCACCAGAUCUGGUCAGGACAUCAUUGUCAAAGCAGGAGGCUCUUGACAGGGCAAGAGGCAAUCCAUCGAAGUCGCGCGCCCAGAAAGGAGCGCAGUCCGCAAACGCUCGUUCAGCAACACCUGGAUUGGCAAUUGCCACUCUCGACGCAGGUAGCGGUCUGCUCCUGCCAGCGCAUGCUGUUGGGCAAGGGGGCACCUCCUUGGAAGUGGCAAAGGCACAAGAUCUGAACAAGGCAGCUGCGCUUGAUGCCGCUCUCAAACAAGGACAGGUGAAAACUCCGAACAAGAAGCAGAAUGAGCCAAAGCCUGGUGUCGGCAGAGGGUCCGGUAAGAGAGGUGGAGGGAAGGCGCAAGCCAGAGCAUCACCACACCACCCUGCAGUUACACCUGUCGGGCAGGAGGACAGGGCGCGUGAGAAUCCAUUAUCUGGGGAGAAUCAACAGUGCGCGAGAACAGGAAACGUGGGCGACAUGCUGAGCAUGCAGACGGAAUUGCAAACGGACUGUUUGCAGGGCGGGCCUCCUGGCAGCAACUCUCAAUCUGGGGUAUGUAAGGAAAACAUGGUUUCGCCAACCGGAAAUCGAGGUAGGGGAAGAGGGAGAGGGAUGGGUAGAGGGCGUGGCAGGAUGAGAGGGGCGGUGUCUGAUAGCACAGGGCUUGUUAGCCUUCAUGGUGUCCAGCCAGUGGGUCCAUCUGCUCUACAGCAGUCUGGCCAACAACUAUGGGCAUGUAAUGGACGACAAGAGGUCCCAAGGGUCGAGACAGGAACUGGCCGAGGUGGGAAAGGAGCUGUGAAUCCCUUGCGGAGGCAGGCACGGAAAAGGAGCCAGCAAGACACAGCUUGUUCUGAUCCGUGUUCGAAUGGUGACAGUCAAAUCGGUAAGCAGGCAGAGCUGGCGGGUUCAAGUAAACCUGCUGCCACUGGCGUGAUUGGUUCCGUAGCACCUGCCAAAAAUGAUUCUGGGCAUGAGAAAGCAGAUGUAGGGAUUUUCUCUCCUCCUGGCAACCUUGUCGAAACGUCUACGCACAGCAGCGCAAGGACUGUGAUCUCUGCCGCCCCUAUGAGUGCUGCUGUGUUGGCUGAAAAUGCGGUGCUGAACAGGGCAGCAGAGCAACUCGAUCCCAGUCCUCAGAAAUUUUUCCUGGGAAACCUCAGAGGGCAGAAGCGGGUUGGCGCUCCAAGUGGACCGUGCAAUGGUGCUCCUACUGAUGGGUUGCUUAAUACUGGCAACGAUAACAACCCGAGCUUUCGUAUGGGAGUGCCGCCUUCUCCUUGUGCUCUUGCACAGACGUCACAUGCGGCUCAAAACCUGAUCUGCGACGGCACGCCAUGCUUGCCAAGUACCCCUCUUGUGCAUAAACCAUGAAGAUAAGCACUGUAGAAAGUUCAGCAGUCGCUCUCUUACAGCGGAGCGCUUGUCAGAGUUGCAGGCAUCCUUCUUUUACGUUGCCCCCCCCCCCCCCCCCYCCCYGGGGGRGUUGUUUUUUGGGAGUGUGCAAGCUGGUCAGGAUGGGGUUGAGUUCAAACUCUUCAGAGCCUCAGUUUAUAACCUUAGUUGGCCUGAUGGUUUCCUCAGUUCUGGUUUAUGUGUUUGCACGUUGGCGGCAGAACACUGGCUUCGCUGGCAUACUUGAAAAUUCUUAAUCUCAGUUUGUGGAAACGAAGAUGUACCCGCAAGUUUCGACUUUUCAGAGCGCUUGUCAGAACUGCAGGCAUCCUUCUUUUACCCCUCCCCUUGGGGAGUUGUCUUUUUGGGUUUUGGGAGUGUGCAAGCUGGUCAGGAUGGGGUUGGGUUUCAGACUCUUCAGAGCCUCAGUUUAUAACCUGAGUUGGCCUGAUGGUUUCCUCAGUUCUGGUUUAUGCGUUUGCACGUCGGCGGCAGAACACUGGCAAAUUUUGACUUUUCAGAGAGAGAAUGGAGGCUAGGCAGGUGAAGAAGGUGGUCAAACUAAUGCUUUGGGAGUUAUGAUGGGCUGUGACUAUGCCAAUACAUCUCCCAGGAUGUAAAGCAGCCUCAGCGAAUCUCUGGUUGAAGGUUAUGGGAGCGUUGAAGGGUGUUCGGUGUUCGGUGUUCGGUGUUGACCAAGUCUCGGCAGGCGAAGAACAUCGUGAAAUGGAUCAUGCUAAGGCUUUGCGAACAUCCUUUUAAAAUUGGAACGACGCAGAGAAGAUUAGCAUGACCCCUGCACAAGGAUGAUGACGAAAGAGAAAGUCCAAGGCUUGGGGAAUUGUGAAUGGUGGCGAUUGUCGCUGUGUACCACCAGGGAUGUAAAGCAUCCUGCAAGUUUGUGCAGUUCUGAAGAGUGUGUUCAUGUCUCAGCAGGUGAAGAAUAACAGGAUGAGACUAAGGUCCUCGCUCCACUACUCGACACAUAUGCAUGAAAGAUAAAAAAUAUGGUGAUGUAUCUUUCCAUGUUCUAGCGGAAGAUUUCAUUCUCAUUUUGCACAUGUUGUGAGGUAGCGGAGCGAGGUCCUAAGGCUGAGCGCCGCCAGGCAUGUAGAGCAGCCUGCAAAUCUGUGCAGUUUUUUUAAUAGUGUACAUGAUAACAGAAGGGAAGCAUGUCUAUCGACCUUGAUGCCCUGGCUUAUGGGCACUUGGAGAGAAUUUAUGUUAUGUCUGGUUGGGAAAUGAUGUCCACUAGAGAUGUUUUUUGCUAAGAUGGGAUUAGUGUCUGAUGAUCUGUGAAGAGUGUUCACAGUCAUUGCGAUGCGUUGUGUUGUCCGCUUAGAGGAUGUAUAUCCAGAGGCGUUUGUGUGUGAAAAUACUAUGUGCCACAGUGGGGUGAAGUGAGAAACAAAAUUGACAGAGUGGG
This is a messenger RNA of Chara braunii, 8867 nucleotides long. The record is from the annotation of a GenBank genome assembly. Lineage: Eukaryota; Viridiplantae; Streptophyta; Charophyceae; Charales; Characeae.